CUCUCUCUCUCUCUCCUCCUCUCUCUCCUUGGCUUUAAGUUUCACAAUAAAAAGAAAAUAAAAAUAUAGUAACAGGCAGAAGAUGAAAUAUGGUAUUCUGUUCAUGUCGUUUUUCACUUUUGACCCUCGAAAAUCACUUAAUUUCCACUCUUCCGACACCUAAAACACACCCGACAGAGGCAAAGAGAGGGAGUGUGAACUGUUGUUUUUUUUUUUCAUGGAGGCGAGCUUCCAAGUUGAAGCUGUGAUUGAGUUCUUGAGGAAGAAUGGCUUAAAAGAAGCUGUUAAAGCUCUCGAACAAGACAUGAUGGAGAAAAAAGAAAAAGAAGAAAAGGUAGGUGCUUUUGAUUUCGAGAAGUUCUUGUUCCCCAUGCCGCCGCCGGUGAGGAUUCCGGCCACAAUCCGGAGAUCGGAGGUGGACGAGAAAGUGAAUUCCAGUGAUGGCGAUGAAUUCGUCAGCUUGAGGUCUUCUUCCAGUGAUGUUUUCUCUUCAGACUUUGUGAAUCCGUAUGGACUUCAUUCUGCAUCUCAGGCUGGUUCCGAUACUUCUUCGGAUCGAUUAUCUCAAUUCGGAACCGCACGCGAUUACCCUGAUUUCGAAAUGCAGAACGACUUGUUUUGGCACGAUGACAAAGACGAAGACCACUUCUUGAUUCCUUGUUUUGCUGGGUCGGAUUUCUACGUCUGCCCCAGUCAGGAUAAGUUUGUCACAACUUGGGAGAUCGAGAUGCAACGUGAUAACACGCUGAUUUCGUAUGACGAAUCCGAUGGAUUUCGAACCGAAGAUGGCAUUGAUUACUUGGACAAGCCAUGCCUUUUUAAUAUGUCCAGCAUAAAUGGAGAAAAUGAUGAGGUUCGAGUUAUGGAUUACUAUCAUUUUGAUAAAAGUAAAGGGAUUGAAGGUGGCAUUUUACCCGAAUUGAAGAACUGUGCUUAUGAGUCAGAGGGACCAGGUCUUUAUGAUGAAAAUCCGCUCAACUUCGGCUACAUAGGCACUAAAGGAACAGAUUUUGAUGAUUUUCAGCUGAAGGUUGCUGGAGACAUUGACGCCGAUCAUAAUGGAGCUUCCGAACAUAUAUCAAAAACGAACUUUUACUCGGCCAGAAGGGGUUCAAAUGAUUUGAUUGAUGAGUUUGGAGGUGAUUCUGAGUUAGUGAACAAGAUUUCCGAGAAGAAAUUAUUACCUGAUUCAGUUGACAGUAAUGAAGUUGAAGAUGGAAAACUCAGUGAACUUCAGGAUGCUGCAAAUGAAGAGGGCGACGCUAUGGAUGAACUUCAAAUGUACUCUAAUGAGGAUGAGUAUGAAGUGUUCGAUUUGCGAAUCAUUCACAGGAAAAACAGGACUGGAUUCGAAGAAAACAAGGACCUGCCGAUCGUAAUAAAUAGUGUCAUUGCUGGAAGGUAUUAUGUAACGGAAUACCUAGGUUCGGCUGCUUUUAGUAAGGUUGUUCAAGCGCAUGAUCUUCUCACGGGAAUCGAUGUUUGCCUGAAGAUCAUAAAAAACGACAAAGAUUUCUUCGACCAGAGUUUGGAUGAAAUUAAGCUUCUAAAGCUUGUUAAUAAGCAUGAUCCCGGAGAUAAGUUCCACAUUCUGCGUCUCCACGACUAUUUCUAUCACCAGGAGCACCUCUUCAUUGUCUGUGAACUGCUUCGAGCAAACUUGUAUGAAUUUCAGAAAUUCAAUCAAGAAUCAGGUGGAAAAGCUUAUUUUACACUACGCAGGUUGCAGGUCAUAACUCGACAAUGUUUGGAGGCACUCGAUUACUUGCAUGAGUUGGGAAUUAUUCACUGCGAUCUAAAGCCCGAGAAUAUUCUCAUAAAAAGUUACACACGAUGCGAGAUAAAGAUUAUCGAUCUUGGAAGCAGUUGCUUCCGGUCAGACAAUCUAUGUCUAUAUGUUCAAUCUCGCUCCUACAGAGCCCCGGAAGUCAUCCUUGGACUGCCAUAUGACCAGAAGAUUGACCUUUGGUCUCUUGGAUGUAUCCUUGCCGAGCUAUGUUCUGGGGAAGUGCUGUUCCCAAAUGAUGCAGUCGUGAUGAUCCUUGCACGGAUGGUUGGAAUGCUCGGUCCUUUCGACAUGGAGAUGUUGGAGAACGGGCAAGAGACGUUCAAGUAUUUCACAGAAGAAUAUGAUUUGUACCACAUUAACGAGGAGACGGACCAACUAGAAUACAUUAUUACCGAGGAGUCUUCCUUGGAGCAACAUGUUCAAGUAUCCGAUGUGUUGUUCAUUGAUUUCGUUAGACAUUUGCUUCAGAUGAAUCCUCAAAGGCGCCCAACUGCAAAGGAAGCGUUAGAACACCCAUGGCUUUCCUACUCGUGCUAAACCGGAACUCACCGGAUUGCUGGCGGAAUGGCGCUUUCAUCGAGCAAUAUCUUACGAGUGAGUCGAGCAUAGUUCCAAUUUCAAUUUUGGUUUUAUGUAUAGCAAAGGAAAAACCGGAUCGCACUUGAAAUCGGAUUCACAUUUUUUUCUUGUACAAAGCUCCUCCGCGAGGUUUUCCCCACCGAUUCUACAUCGUUUUGAGUGAUAAGGAUACAUUCACUGA
Molecule: messenger RNA, 2549 nt
Organism: Hibiscus syriacus
Lineage: Eukaryota; Viridiplantae; Streptophyta; Magnoliopsida; Malvales; Malvaceae
Product: serine/threonine-protein kinase ppk15-like
Exons: 7
Coding region: 218-2326 (702 amino acids)
Biological process (GO): peptidyl-threonine phosphorylation; peptidyl-serine phosphorylation
Cellular component (GO): cytoplasm
Molecular function (GO): protein serine/threonine kinase activity; protein tyrosine kinase activity; ATP binding
Source: RefSeq, a predicted model, not a curated record